Messenger RNA from Pogona vitticeps (central bearded dragon), 2347 nucleotides. It is a transcript of the gene PTGER4, whose product is annotated as prostaglandin E receptor 4. Gene Ontology annotation, molecular function: prostaglandin E receptor activity. NCBI's taxonomy places the organism in Eukaryota, Metazoa, Chordata, Lepidosauria, Squamata, Agamidae. Gene Ontology annotation, cellular component: plasma membrane. Gene Ontology annotation, biological process: inflammatory response; positive regulation of cytosolic calcium ion concentration; negative regulation of inflammatory response. The record is from RefSeq and is a predicted model, not a curated record.
CGACGCAAGCCGGUGACCAUCCCGGCCGUCAUGUUCAUCUUCGGGGUGGUGGGCAACCUCAUCGCCAUCGUGGUGCUGUGCAAGUCGCGCAAGGAGCAGAAGGAGACCACUUUCUACACGCUGGUGUGCGGCUUGGCCGUGACCGACCUGUUGGGCACCUGCCUGGUGAGCCCGGUGACCAUCGCCACCUACCUGAAGAACGAGUGGCCCGGCGGGCAGCCGCUCUGCGAGUACAGCACCUUCAUCCUGCUCUUCUUCGGGCUGUCCGGGCUGAGCAUCAUCUGCGCCAUGUCGAUCGAGCGCUACCUGGCCAUCAACCAUGCCUACUUCUACAGCCACUACGUGGACAAGAAGCUGGCCGCCCUCACCCUCUUCGCCAUCUACGUCUCCAACGUCCUCUUCUGCGCCCUGCCCAGCAUGGGCCUGGGCAGCACCAAGCUCCAGUACCCGCAGACCUGGUGCUUCAUCGACUGGCGGACCAACGUCUCCACCCACGCCGCCUACUCCUACAUGUACGCCGGCUUCAGCUCCUUCUUGAUCCUGGUCACCGUGGUCUCCAACGUCCUGGUCUGCAUGGCCCUGAUCCGCAUGCACCGCCAGUUCAUGCGCCGCACCUCCCUGGGCACCGACCACACCGCCAGCCGCCUGUCGGACUUUCGACGCCGCCGGAGCUUCCGGCGCAUGGCCGGCGCCGAGAUCCAGAUGGUCAUCUUGCUCAUUGCCACCUCGCUGGUGGUGCUCAUCUGCUCCAUUCCCCUCGUGGUGCGUGUGUUUGUGAACCAGCUGUACCAGCCACCCUUGGUGAAGGACAUUCAGCAGAACCCCGAUCUGCAGGCCAUCCGCAUCGCUUCUGUGAACCCCAUCCUCGACCCAUGGGUGUAUAUUCUCCUCCGCAAAACAGUGCUGAGCAAAGCCAUUGAGAAAGUCAAGUGUCUCUUCUGCCGCAUCGGAGGGGCCCAUCGGCCACACUCGGGGAGUAAUUACAACUGCACAGAUGGGCGCAGGACCUCUGCCUCGGCCAGCCACUCCCCUUCCUUCAUCUCCCGGGAGUUGAGGGAGAUCAGUAGCACCUCACAAACGCUUCUGUACCCCCUGGAGCCGAGCGAAGGGACCGUCGGGGACCGUGCCCUGUUACCGGGUACAAGUGGCAACCCAGCCCGAUUGGACACGACUUCCUUAAGGACACUGAGGAACUCGGACACCUCAGAGUCUUCACAGGGUCAGAACUGUGAGAACGUCUUUUUAGUGAAAGCGCUCAGGCCCCGUGGUGAGGUCAGUCCCAGUCCAAAGGGCAGCUCUCUCCAAGUCACCUUCCCCUGUGAGGCAUUGAACUUGUCAGAGAAGUGUAUAUAAGCGACGGAAAGCAUUUGGACCCACAGUAGCCCUGGGAAGAACUGAUAUGAUGGACAAAUCCAACAUCCGUCUGGUCUGUUGUGACUAAUGUCCUCCCAAGGUCUAUUCAACUUUACACUUUCCCCAGUCCAGUGGGGAUCAUGUACCCAUUGAACUGGAAACGGGCACCUAGUAAGAGACUAUAUGGAAUGCAAAAUGGCAGCCAUCAGGGGUUGAAAGCAAAGAUGCUGAUUUUCUGGCUGCUCCAUCUCUAAUACUGUGCUUGGUGCACCCUCUGUCUUAGGGGAGAGGAGCAGCUGCUGUGUCUUGAAGUAGUGUGUGUGCAUGCGUGUUUUAUUUCUAUGUAAUAAGCACAGUUCUUGGACGAGAUUAUGGGUCCCUCCCUGAUCUUCUGCGGUCGAGUGACCUAGCAGUGCAACAGAUGAAUGUAGUGGUAUCAGAAGCACAGGUUGCAGGCCGGGCUGUGCCGUGCCUUGCAACAUAGGCCUUGGGUUUCAUGGUUACAAAGAGUUGGCCAUUUGAACCCAUCCCACUGUGACUGAAGCAUACUUAUCCCCUGUCCCUUUUCCCUGAGGUUUUAAUGUAAUUGCUCAGAGAGAACUGAUUAAAACUCAGCUGCUGGUAGCUGUGCAAAACUGCUCCAGUUGGUAUGAAAACUGAAAAUUUCUCCUAUGGUGUGUGGGGGGGAAAUGUGAAUUUUUUUUUUUGCCCCUCUGGCUGUAAAUAAGGUGACUGUAUUUAAAAAAAACCCUCUAUUCUUCUCUGUGAGAAGGUGAAUGUUAAUACAAAGUAUAUAGAAAAAUAAUAUUGCCAGCCCUUGUUUGCCUCUUAAUGCCUGCUGAUAGAUAACUUUACAUUAGAUUUAUUUUUCAGAUAUGCGGGUUCAGUGGCCCAGAGUUAAAUUUGUAAAGGAGUGGAGAAAUUUGGUGUUAAAUGGAAACAAUGUUAUGAUACCAGUGAGAAAAAUAAAGUUCUGUUUUCAAAAUAUUCUUUA